Meleagris gallopavo (turkey) is the source of this 2433-nucleotide messenger RNA. NCBI's taxonomy places the organism in Eukaryota, Metazoa, Chordata, Aves, Galliformes, Phasianidae. The record is from RefSeq and is a predicted model, not a curated record.
UUUUUUUUUCCAACUCUCCUUAUGCAGGGUUACAGAACAGUCUGAUGAAAAUAAAAUGUCAGCUAGCAACCUUGGCAUAAUAUUUGGUCCAACUCUGAUCAGGCCACGCCAAACAGAUGCUACAGUUUCUUUAUCAUCACUUGUGGAUUAUCCAUAUCAGGCCCGGGUAGUGGAGCUGCUCAUAACAUAUUAUGAGAAGAUAUUUGAUGUUUCAUUGCAACCAUUUCUGAGCACAUCACAGACUGAAGAAAAUGCCAUUACAGUCAGAGUUGCUUUAUCAGCAGAAGAGAGGGAACCACAGCAACAGAGGAAGUCAUUUGUUGCUGUAAAGGAAGGUGUUCUAAUAGCUCCAGGUGAAAACAGAGCUUCAGAAACAACUGCAUUACUUUUGGAAUCAAACAAUAGCAAGAAUGCAAAAGAACAAGUAGAUACAUCUGUAACUGAACAUGUGUCAGUGCAACUUGGUGGAGCUAAAUCAGAGGGCUGUGGAAAGAGUAAUUCUCUACUAGAAUCAUCAGCAUCCAACACUUUGGACAUUCGUAUUUCUGCUCGAAAAGAGCCAGGUAAUGCUGUGAAUCCAGCCUCAGAAAAAGACAGCCAUUCUUUUGUUUCUGCAGGUGAAGAGAGCUAUAAAGUUAACUUAUUUCCUGCAAAACCUAAUCGUCAAAUUACCAAAGUUCCAUUGCGGGUUCCAAGGACAAAACCAGUUAUUCGCCCCGUGAGCUUACCUGUAGACCGAAUACUUCCUCCUUGUGUUUUGAAUGAGAGAAAUUCACAAAACGCAGGAGCUGAAAGUCCAGAAAAGCUCGGCAGAAGCCCUACUAUUGAAGAAGUUUCGGAGGUUAAGGCACUCCCUGCUGUCAGUACAUUCUGCAGACUUUCUUGUUGUGACACUCAGAUGCUGCAAAAAACCUGGGACAAGCAAUAUAAACAGUAUGAUAUCACAGCAAGGACAGCAAUGAUUGUGACAAAUGUGCCCCAGGAAAACCGAGCACUUGAGAGUGGAACUGCAGGUGCCUUAUCUUCAUCGUGUAGUAACAAUUCAGCUAAUGCCAUUCUUCCUAGUAAGCCAUAUUCUCUUUCUGUCAGGUCAGGAAGGACAGCAACAGAUGCGAACAGUUCAGAUGCCCAUCCUCUUGCUGCCUUCAGGGCACCAAGAACACUGCAACCACCGCCAGGGACAUUUUAUAAACCUCCUUCUAACAAAUCCAAACAAAGUGAAAAGAGUUCAGCAGAACAAGCUAAAGUUUGUGCAUCAACCAGUGCCAGUUCUGUGCUUCAGCAGGAUACUGUGAAACUGGCUAGGAGCUCUGCGCUUUCAUCAGGCAAUCCUGGACAAAGCACAAAUGAACAAAAAACUGGCUCAGAGGAUACUCACUCUGCAGAUCUAAAGCCUGCUUACCAGAGACUAAGGCCAAAAAGAAUCCAAGAGCUAGAACACAGGGAAGCUCACUUUGUAUAGGGUGCAAAUUCCUCUUGGACUGAAUGCAAUGUGUUGACCUUGCCAGGGAAAGCUUCACUUUGACCCUUUAUCCUUUGCUUUCCCUUGAGAAUCCUACUUUUGUGCCAUAUGGGAGUUAUUUUUUAUAUAUGCUGCCUUUUAAAAGUGGAGGGGAGGGGGUGUGGAAUUGUGAUGGUAAUGAGUCAAUUUUUUUCUUGUAAUUCAGUGGAUUUUCAUAAAGAUUUAUAGCAUCCCCAGUCUAGAUACAGCAAAUGGAUUCAUUGAGUAAGAUAGAUAGAGCUUCAUUUCAUUGUAUGGAAUGAAGUGCUUAACUAUAGAGGAAUGACUAUCACAUGUAGCAGUGAAAUGACCUACUUUUCAUAAUAGAUGUUAUAUUAAUAAAAUUGAAGGCCUGGUAUUCAGUGUCUAAGCAUAAACCAAAGCUUGUGCUUUACUCUAUAAAAGCAUUUGUUCAGUUUUCUAAUCUGUGCAAUUAAGGCUUUGUCCCUGAACAGAUUUACAUGCUGGCCAGCAUGGCCCAUUAUUAUGUAUCAUAUGUGUAUAUUUAGGCAGACGUGGUUAUCUGUUGCCGGUUCUCUAUGUUGUCACUUUAGUAUUUUUUUUGUUGUACAGCAAGGAUGCACUUACUGAGCUUCGCCAUUCAGAAGCAGCAACUGAGCCACAUCUGGUUUCUUGUGUAGCUUAGUGAGUGGGACAAACGUGCACAGUCCUUUUGCAUGGGUGCCCUUGUGGGGAGACUCAGCAGUGCGAAAAACAGCGGAAUGGAACGGCGGUGGUUUGCUUGCUAUAGAUCAGUUUCACUUAACCUGGUGCAACUGAAAUGAAGAGCAUGGCUUCCAAGUUUCAGCAAAAGACCUGAAAAUAACCAAAAACCUACAGCAGUAGGUGCAUUUAAUGGUUUCCACUUUGUAUGAAAUGGUUUUUACGUGUACACUGUUGUAUUUGCUUUGAAAUAUAUUAACUUGUUAACA